Rubroshorea leprosula is the source of this 998-nucleotide messenger RNA. Lineage: Eukaryota; Viridiplantae; Streptophyta; Magnoliopsida; Malvales; Dipterocarpaceae. The record is from the annotation of a GenBank genome assembly.
AGAAAACCAAUUUAUUUAUUUGCUGCAAACUUCAAAAUACAAGAUUUCUUCUUCUUUUGCUUCACAGUAGCUGCCGGCUCCCAAAUUUUUCCUUCUCCCUUUUCCGUUUUUCUCCCAAUUUUCGACCAAAUUUUCCUCUUCAAUUUCAUCUCCCUGGUGCCGAAGGUGCUCCCCCCUUUUAUACAGAAAUAGAGAGGACUCCCAUCCUUUUUCUAAUUCUAAAUUCUAAUCCCAAUCCCCAAAAUUACAGAUAAUAAUCUAAUCCUAUUUGAAAUUGGAAUCUUAAAAUUAAUCUAGUCUUUACACAUCUUCCCUCUUUUAAGGCUAGAUUCAUACCUUCAAAAUAUCAGGACUCCCAAUUUGAAUCGACUUCGAAAAUCUUCUGCAACUCUUGAUAAGGACUUCAAAUCCGAAAAUCUCUUCUUGUGUUGUUGUGGUCUAUCCAAACUUUGAAUGGAUUUAGAGAUAAAUCAAGAAGAAUUUUGUGAAAUUUGGAGAUAGUCGGCGGCAAAAGGAAGAAACCCAUUUUUUUUGCGAACAAGAAAAGAAUGCUGGGUCAUAUUGUGGACAAAGUCAAGGCAACUGCCGCCGGCAAGGAUGGCAGGGGAAAGAAGGUCAUGGGUACUGUUGUUUUGAUGAAGAAGAAUGUUCUGGACUUCAACGACUUCAAUGCAUCAAUUAUCGACAGGCUUGAUGAGUUGAUCGGGCGGAAAGUCUCCCUGCAGCUCAUCAGUGCUGAGAAUGGUGACCCUGGUGAGUUCUCUACGUGUUUGAUCUUUUGUCUCAACCAAAAAUUUAUCUUCACUGGAAAGAAAGAUCAAAAACAUGGGUCUUCUGUUUGUGUUCUUCGGUCUUCUGCAAAACUGACGUCUUGUUUAAUCUAUUAAAAGAACUGGUUUUUUUCUUUUUGAGUACAUAGAGAUGGGGUCUUUGACUCCAGUUUUCAAAGUGUAUAUAUGGUCUUUAGUUUAUCUCAUCCAUAAAACUUCACUUGGAAG